CUGGACCCAACACCGCCACCUCGUGAGGCCACACCCCCACUGGACCCGACACCGCCACCUCAUGAGGCCACACCACCACUGGACCCUACACCACCACCUCGUGAGGCCACGCCACCGCUGGACCCAACACCACCCCCUCAUGAGGCCACACCACCCCAACAAAGAACUGAUGAGCAACAGCUGAAUAAUUCUGAUAAGAUGGGCCAGUCUUCUCCACUGCUAGUCUCAAGCCCCAUACAGUCCGCGGAGAUCCCUUCCCCAAAGGGGAGCCCUGCACCUUCUCAGACUCAACUCCCUUCCCGGAUGUCCCCACCCCUGACUCCCCCAUUGCAAAAUGUCCCACCCCAUACUUCCCCAGCCCCGAUUUCCCCAGCUCGGUCCCCACAACUCCAGACUGGUCAAUCCCCGACCUCUCCUCCCCGGAAAUUUCCACCCCUGAGUUCCCCACCCCUUUCUUCCCCUCCCCCAACUUCCCCACCCCCGGCCUCUCCACCCUCAGCUACUGCCCCACCUCGACAGUCCCAGAGUCCAGGCCCCCCUAGCCCAGCCAAGUCCAAUGAUGAUUCUGAAGCUGGCUUAACAACAUCUCCAGUAGGGAGCAGCUUGGAGGACGCAACUGCUAAGCAGGUUGGCGACAAGAGCAGAGAGGAGAAAGAAUCAGAGAUGAACCAAGAUGAUAACAGAGAGGAAGAUGAUAAAAUAAUUGGCAGCAGUACACAAGGAGUGGACAAGGAGCAGGAUGAGGCUGAUGAUGACAACAAAGAUGAGCAAGCUGAAGAGGCAGAGAAAGAAACGGGCAGGGCCAAUGAUAACAGUCAGCUAGCAGAUGGACGGGAUACUCCUCAAGCAGAGGAGCGCACUGCAGAGGAUAGCCAUCAGAUUGAAAACAAGGAGUCAUUUACAGAGCUAGGCACAGCUGGGGAAGGAGACACGCUGUCAGGAGAAGGCCUUCAUCUGCAAAAGAAGAAAGGACCAGGGGCCAAAGAUGACAAAGAUCAGGAUGGCAGUCAGAUUAAAGAUGAGGUAGUCAAAGAGCAGACCACAGCUGAUGAGGGAAAGAGGCUGUUUGGGAGUGGACAGGAUGAUCAUGUAAACGGCAUUGAGGAAGAUUGCAAUCAGAUUAGAGACGAGGACACUACCUCGCAGCAAGGGACAGCUGAAGAGGGGAACAGGAUGUCAGGAGAAGGUCAUUUGGUACAGGAGGAAGGAGUGGAGGCUGGAGCUAAUGGAGAUCAUGAGGAUGGCAGUCAGGUGAAUGACAAGGAGGCAGUCACUGAGCAAGCCAUGGCCGACAAGGGGAACAGGCUGCUUGGGAGUGUACAGGAGGAUCACGCUCACAGCAAUCCGGAGGACCGCUGUCAGACUGAAGACGGGGAUGCAGGCACACAGCAAGGCACAGCUGAAGACGGAGACAGGGAAGAGAAAGGUGUUGAUGAGGCAGAAGAGGAUGAGACUGGCAGAGAUGAGAAGGAGACUGGGCAAGCAGUGGAGCAACAUGCUCAGAGAGAUGAAGUGAGCAAAGAAAAGGAGAGCAGCGCAGAGGAAGAACAUCAGUCACCUGAAGAGCCAGCGGAAGAAGAGAAAGCUAACAAUGCUGGGGACGCAGUGGACAGUGAGUCUGCUUCAGAGAACAUAAACAAAGAUGAAGAAGCCCUUUCGAUAGCAGGCUAUGAAAACAUGAACAAAGGACAGAAAGAGGAGCUGGCCCCAGACAGCGAUGGAACCGAGCAAGAUGAGUCACCGGCACGUCGGGCAGACUCGGGCAAGGAGAUGGAUUCUGGGAUCAGGUCCGAGGAGGACCCUCCCCUGCAGAAUGACGACUCAGACAGCUCCACCCCCCGCAAGUAUACACCCACCCCACCCAAGUCUCCCCGUAAGAGCCAGUCACGGCCGCGCCCAGCCUCACGACGUGGAUCUGCCCAGAAACCUGCUGAAAAUGGCGUCCUUGCAAGCAUGGAGACAGCUGCUAUGUGAGUCAUAACAUUGUCACACCAAGCCAAAAGAGAGCAAAAAUGAACAAAAUAAGGAAACACAAAGGUAUCCCACCACUUUGUGCGUAACAAAUCGCUUACAAACUCAGUCCACAGAAUCUUAAUAGGAAGAUGUACCAAUGAUUCCAGGUAAACAUGUACAUGUAGUUUUAUGCACGCAUCUUCCUGCCUGUUUAAAAGAAAAAAAGAGUUGUAAAUUCUUGGAUGUGAAGUUUGCUCUGUGUUCAUAUAAACAUGUACAUGUACAUGCACUUGGUGUCACAAUGUUGUAACAGUGUAACAGGUGCACAAGUAACAAAGAAGUUGUUUCUGAUGUCGUCGUUGCAUAAUUUUGCCUUCUGGUGUACAUAUACAGCUAAGGAAAGAGACACAUUCAUUUACAUUUCAGGUGAAAAAAAUGUGCUUUGUUUUCUUGUGCCAAAGUAGAUGCCCACACAAAAGUACAACAAAAUCUAAAAGUUGAAAAAGCUGAAUGUUUGAUCGAGUAUUUGUUUUCUGAUGCAAAAUACCUUUUGCCUACCUUUUAAUAUUUAGUGCACUCGGUAAAAAUGUUUCAAGUCAGGGCUAAAAUAGAUCAUACAUGUAAAUCAGGGCUAAGCCAUUUAAAUUUGAAAAGUUUUGUGAGACAUGCCAUGUGGGUGGGUGGUAGUCUUGGAAACAUGGUUGAAUAAAAUCGAGUGGUUCAGCUGAAUGUUAUUCAGGACAUGGUAACGGACAUCAGAAUUGUAUUCCAAAUUUUUAAUCGUAACAUAAUGCUGUUCAGUUGUUUAUAUAAGACAGGGAUUUGGACAUUUACUUUUCACUCGUGAAACCAAAAGAUUUACAUAUAAUGUACAUAUAAUGCAAUUGGAUAAAUACUAUCGUAUUAGUUUUAGUUCUUGCAUUAAUUACAGUUCGUGGUUCACUGUGCAUUGAUUAGACCGUCCAUUUUGCACAUAACUUUACAAAACAUUACUAUGUUUGACUUGUUUAGACUAUAUAUUUAGCCCUUAUGCACUGACCGUCCAUGAAUUUUGUUGUAUAUAUUCAUACUAGUCAGAGAAAAAGACAGAGAUGCUGUUGAUGUGGGAGGUCCAUUUCGUUCUAUUGCAACUUUUUGCCAGAAGCACAUGCCUUAAUGUUUUCGAUUUCACUUUCCACAUCAAUACAUGUACCUGUGCACAUGUGCUUAAAGUUAUCCAAAGACAUCACAGACAGUGUACCGAUACCAUUGGACUGGGUAGAUUACGUAGUGAGGUCUUUGUCAUUCUGAUUCAUGCAUGCACACACACACAGCCAUGUUCUUAGCUGUAUCCAAGUACCACUGUCUGUAUUGUAUUCACUUUGGCAGGUUGUAUGUUAAGCUCUGCUUUGUCAGCAUUUUUCAGUGUGAAGAGGGAAGUGGGGGGCUGAGGAGCAUACUGUUGAAAAAUCACGGUGGAAUUUAGAAACAAGUAUUCAGGCUUCAUGCCACAUUGGCUGCAUAUUGCAUUUAUUGUUGGGAGCAAUGGACAGACAUAAGAACAUGGUCUAUUCUUAAUGUACAUUGAUGAAAAUAUCCUUGCUCUGCGUGUAGUUUCAUAGCAGAGCCAAUAAUGCCUUUGAAACGUUUGAAAGAGCUUAGUAUAGGCCGUCUACCACAAGAUGUUACUUCAACCAUUGGGAAAAGUGUUCAGUAAGCGAAACCUUAUAUUCACAGCAUUACAUGAGUUGACUUUGAAGCUUUUUUCAUAUGACAUUCUACAAAGUCUACACAGCAUUGCAGUGCAAAUUUGUUUUUGAAACAUUAUUGCUAUUUCUUUCUUGCUUUACACUCUACACUUAUUGGCUACCUGUUUGGUGUCUGUAUACAGUUUGGGUCAUGUUGUGGUUUUGAGAAUCAUUUUUUUUUCCUUCAGUAGCCGCUAUGCAUCCCCAUCAGCAUUUUUUAUGUAUUUUUGCUGCGAUAGCAUUCAUAACUGUAAAAUUCUUUGUUGAUUAUCAGCAUUGCAUAAAUGUGGCAGAUAAGCCCUAAAGGUUGAGUGGAAAUGUUCUCAAUACAUUUUUGCCAUAAUUCUUGACACAUGUACUUUUGUGUAUGCACUCAGGAAGAUGUAUUACCAAUGUUCAAAUUAAUUCAUUGUGGACAUUUUUAUUGUCACGUGCUAUAACAAUAUUUUGUGUUCAUCCUAAGAAAAUACAUCACAAGUAAGAAUAUAUUAUGCACUAAUUUAAGGCACUGUAUCUUAUCUGAUCUGUGCUGUGUUGAAGCGUGGUUGUUACAUUGUAUGUGGCAAAUUGGAAUGAAAGUGAACUCAUAGAGCACAUUUGAAUUGCUUAGAUCUUUCUUACUAGGGAAAUUCUUUUCAUGCUAAUAUCAACCAAGAAACAUAGAGUACCCGGUAUUCCUAACCAUAGCAAAGUAUUUGCUAAUGAAAUGCACUGUGCAUGCUAGCACAGUCCAAAAGAAGGAUCUUUUACGUAGGCUGGAAACAUUUCAACAAGGAAUUCUUCACAAAAGUUUGAAGUACAGUACUCACUUGUAAAGGUGGUUUUGUUUUCGUUUAUUUAGUGUCGUUAAUUUCUGAUGUCAUACACGUUAUCCAGAAUUUGUUUCAUUUUAUUUAAGUGCCGUUAUUUCUGAAAUACCUUUAUCGACUUUGAAACAAACCACUUUGAGAAGUGAAGGAUUUAUUUUAAAUGUCCAGUAACAUUCUUGCUAUUAAGACUCCUGGGAUUUAUAAUUCUACUUGAAUCAAACAUACAUGUGGUUCGAAUAUUGACAGGUAUUAACGUUGGGAUUUGGAAUUGGUUUCAGUAUUUGGGGCCAAGCGAUGCGGUAGCUAUGUGUAUAAUUAAAAUAGUUCAACUUAAGAAAGUAUAUUUUUCGUGACAGUAUAUAGAGUUUUGAUCUUCCAUGAUUCUAACUUGCCAUUUUAUACUGGGAAAAGGUGAAUACGAGUUUACUUUAAAAUGGCCCGAAGGUAUAAUGGAGCCCAAAACCCGCUUUGAAAUGGGAGUAGGGUACGGACACAUUCUAAUUUGAUGGCAUUCCUAAUUAAAGACAAUUUCUAAUCGUCAGUUUCAUAUGUUAAUAUGUAUCCCCCAGCCUGCAUUUGUUCAUUCCGAAUGUUAAGUUCUCGUCUGAGUUAUGUAAUUGAUGUUGUUUGAAACGUAUAAAAUGUGAAGAUGUUCUGUUGAAAAUGAAAGGUGAACUGUAAAAUUAUUGUAAGAUAGAGGAGCAAAUUAAAAUAAUAUCAAAACGAAAUAUUU
Messenger RNA from Acanthaster planci (crown-of-thorns starfish), 5222 nucleotides. Its product is annotated as sarcoplasmic reticulum histidine-rich calcium-binding protein-like. The record is from RefSeq and is a predicted model, not a curated record. NCBI's taxonomy places the organism in Eukaryota, Metazoa, Echinodermata, Asteroidea, Valvatida, Acanthasteridae.